Molecule: messenger RNA, 2694 nt
Organism: Endocarpon pusillum Z07020
Lineage: Eukaryota; Fungi; Ascomycota; Eurotiomycetes; Verrucariales; Verrucariaceae
Exons: 2
Coding region: 1-2694 (897 amino acids)
Biological process (GO): regulation of DNA-templated transcription
Cellular component (GO): nucleus
Molecular function (GO): DNA-binding transcription factor activity, RNA polymerase II-specific; transcription cis-regulatory region binding; zinc ion binding
Source: RefSeq, a predicted model, not a curated record
AUGGAGGGGAUCGACCCUCGCCUGCGCGACACAGCUCCAGCUCCAGCUCCACAACAUUACGAGCAACAUCAACGGCCAACCGUCAGCUACGACAGAGGAGCGAGUCAAAGUACAGGGUACGACGCGUUGCCGCAAUCCAGUACAACCACGUCAGCAGGCCAGUCUCAACAACACCCAUACUAUGGCAUGCCCACGCCGGGAUCAUACUCAAGCAAUCAACAUCAAGAUGCAAGUGCUAGUCCAUACGACAUCCAGGCACCCCAAAACUCAGCUGAUCCCAAUGACCUGAAACGUCCUCGAGCUUGUGAAGCAUGUCGCCAGCUCAAGGUCAGGUGCGAACCAGACGAUAAUAGCCCAACGGGUUCAUGUCGGAGAUGCGCCAAGGCCAGUCGGCAAUGCGUCGUCACCGCUCCGAGCAGGAAGCGACAAAAGAAAACUGACAGUCGGGUUGCUGAGUUGGAGAAGAAGAUUGAUGCUUUGACUGCCACGCUUCAUGCUCAGCAAGGACCAGAAUCUGGUGACACCUCUAUCGAUCCUGCUAUCGCUCAAGCUCAGAUGGCAGAGUUGGAACAUCAGCGUGGCCAGGUUUAUCAGCAACAGCCGUGGCCGGACAGAUCGAGAGACGGUCCUGGCCGCAGGGAGUCGAACAGCCUAUCGUCUCCGGUCGCUGCAGAGGGGCUGACUGGCUGCAAACGCAAGAUCAAGAAUGAGGGAGACCUAUACAACACAGGACAUCAGGCUGAUCAGCAGCAGAUGCAGAGCAAGAUAGUGCCAAACCCUCCACAGCUUGCGACUUUGUUUAAUCAACACCCUCCUGCCGCUAAGGAAAUGAAGGAGAAUGCCUAUAUCGAUGUGAUUGACCGCCAUAUCGUUGAUGCCGCUACAGCGUAUCGCAUGUUUGACCGCUACAAUACUGAAAUGAAGACCCUGCCAAUCGUCGUAUUUCAACCAGGCACCAAAGCUGAGGACAUCCGUCGAUCAAAACCGGUCCUGUUUCUGUCAAUUCUUUCAGCUGCCUCCAACACAAUCCGGCCAGAUCUACAACUGACAUUCGUAGAGGAAGUGAUGCGAGUGCUCGCAGAUCGUGUCAUCGUUCGUGGCGAGAAGUCAAUGGAGAUAGUUCAAAGCUUACAGGUAAUCACAAUCUUCUAUCAGCCGCCGGAAAGAUAUGACGAAUUAAACUUCAACCAAUUGGUUCAUAUUGCUGUGGUCAUGGGCAUAGAUCUUGGGAUGGGCAAGCGAACUCGAGCUGGACAAGUUGCAUGGCGAGAGCACAUGAGUAAGGCGGCGCAUACGGACCCCGAUGCAGCAGAGACAAGGCGCGCCUGGCUGGGAUUGUAUUUCAUGUGUGCCAAUGCCGCUAUGGCGUUUCGUCGGCCUUUGCUGGUCCGCUGGUCACCGUAUAUGGACGAGUCUUUGGAAGUGCUUGCAAAGGCACCUGAUGCUCUGCCAUCGGACAAAUGGCUUGCCCAUGUGGUACGAUCCCAGCACAUCGCUGAAGAGGUUGGUUAUCAGUUCUCCAUGGAUGACCCGCCCUCAGACGUGUCAAUCACGCAGUCAAAGGUACAGUAUCAGAUGAAGACGUUCGAAAAACAACUCGACGAGUGGCGUCAAAAUUCGACAGAAGACAUGCCACAAGAUCUCCUCAAGCUUAACGAAGCGAUAAUUGAUCUCUACAUCCAUGAGAUUGCCAUGCACCACUCUCACAAUAUCGACGACUUCCGACCUCCCUACGGUAUGGAGGAGGAGAAUGAAGAACAACCCGAUUACAUCACACCAGCACAUAUCGACUCCCUGACCAUCUGCCUUGACAGCAUUCACAAAGCAUUCGACGUCUUCCUCAAUUUGCCCCUCUUGACUCUCCGCUCCUUGCCAACCUUGUUCUUCGUCCGGAACUCCUAUGCCGCCGUCGCAUUAAUCAAAAUGUACACCGCCGUCUCCGCCAAAGGCAGCAAAUUUGGCAGCGUCUUCAAGCCCAAAGAUCUCAAAGUAGAAUAUUACCUCGAUGCGAUGGUGGAGAAAAUGAGGCGCGCAGCUGACGGCGGUCAAAGUCGUAUUGCCCUGAAAUUCACCUUCAUCGUUGACAUGCUGAACAGUUGGCAAGCGAAGCGUGUAUCAGGGGAUUUGACUAGUAAAGAUAAGGGUAUGCUAAGUGUCAAGAGCCUUGAUGCCGGAUGGGCGAAGCGUCAGCAGCUCCUAGCUCAGAAUCAGCAAGAUCUCAAAACGACUUCUUGGAAUGCAACCGCUAACAAUAGCAAUUCGAAUGCGAAUGUAGCUAAAUCUCAGCAUUCGGGCCUCCAGGUGUUAAGCGAGGUAGCGAUGGGGAAUAACAACAACAAUCGCUCUUCCUGCCCGAACAGUAAUACAGCAGAUCCCGCAGCAGCCGCCGCAGCCGCUCUGGCAGCCUCCACUACCAAUACCAACAACACCACAACCCAAGCAUCAUGGAGUUCGCAACUGGCCGCCUACACCGAGAUGCAGCCCCAACACCAGCCGCAGCCGCAGCAGCAGCAGCAGCAGCAUUCGAUGCCUAACAUGCAAGCGCCAGCCGAUUUCUUCUCCCAGGGCUACAUGACCGAUCUUGAUAACUUUACCUUUACGGCCGAGGAGUUGGGCGCCUUGGGUAAUAUGAUGGAUGAUCCUGCUUGGCUGAGCUUUGGCUUGGAGAGUGGAGGCUUGGGCUUGGGCUUGUAG